AUGAGGCCUUACAUUUCCGCGUCCACGGCGGGAAGAGGUCUCAUCUGCGACACCGUCAACAUCCUUUCUCCUGAUCCGCGCCCUCGCCUGUCCUUCACCGACGAUGGCCCUGGGAAGCUCUCAGUCUUCGGUCCUCGCCACGAUAACGACAAUGAAAACUACAGAAAGAUCAAGAUCCUCCCAACUGCAGACGAAAUCCUCGCUGUCCAUCGACCAACAUACAUGCCGAAAAAAGAUCUCUCUGAAGAGCACUUUCUGGACAAUGGGCCUGGUAGAUUGUUGGAUACGCUUUUCCGACAACUGCGAUAUGACAGCACUGAGAACAUUCGGGACAUAUGCUAUUCAGCCUCACAGAUCGCCUUCCUCGGCAGCGGCACAGAUCCUGGGGGCCAUGUCCGUCAAGAGACUGGAGCUGGCAACCGAUACUUCCUGUACAACAACGUCAAAAUCGAAGAGUUGCUUUCACACGAGCAAAUGGCAAUGGUCGUCCGUGUCAGCUACGACUGCCCACCUUUCAUGAGGGCUCAGAAGUUAUAUGACUCUGGCCGGUUUCAAAAAGGCAUGUUGGUGGCAUUGCUCCAACUAAACCACGCUACCAUGAAGUUGUCUGUCUACUUCUUGGAGGUCCAUUUAGCUCAAAGCACCUUCUCUAUGGAAUGCUUUGACGGACGUGGCACUCGAGCAGCAGUCCAGCUUUCUUUCCUCCCCACAACCACCCACGACGAUGUCCUUCAGCUUUGCCGCCACGCUUUGGGCCUUUGCGAAGGAAACGAACUGUACCUGGUGGAAUUCCCGAAAGUUCUCUUCGCUGGCUUCUACAACUGUCUCAAGCGGUUGCAACAGAUGGCAGAAACAGAUUUCGCCUUCCAGAGCUAUGUUGCACCUGACAAGGAUGUCAAUGGGGCGUUAUUAGCCAGAAAUCUGAACUCGGUUGCCGGAUUGCACUCCCAAUUCCCGUGUCCCCCACCUUCUUAUGCGCUCUCAUCGGACUUCGCAUACAAUCUCACCAAGCUUGUCCCACUCACAUGCCCGAUUGCCUCUGCAUCCGUACGAGAUUUGUCGCGGCCCUCUGCGCUAGACAUGCUCAGCCGCGAAACCACUCUGGAUGAAGGUCAAGCUGUGGCCUUCAGAGACAGCCUUCUGCGGGAGUAUGCAUGCACACAAGGUCCACCGGGAUGCGGCAAGACUUUUCUGGGCGUCCAGCUAACCAAGACACUUCUCGAUUCUCGACCGACACAGAAGCCUAUCCUACUGGUGUGCCUGACAAAUCACGCCCUGGACAGUUUCCUUGCCGAUCUGCGAGACGCUGGCGUCUCCAAUCUGCUCCGAGUCGGUUCCGCUAGCAAGGAAGACUGGACAGAUGCAAUCAAUCUUCGUAGCUUGCGACGAAAGACGCGAAUGAAGAAGGAGAAUGCCCAAAUGCUGCAUGCCAAUGGCCUCCAAAAGAAACUGCUAUUCGCAGAACUCGAUUCAUUGUGCAAAGCGCUUUCUUCCCAGACGCAUAGCGGAACUCCUCCAUGGCACUAUGUCGAGGGCAUUCUGCGCAACAAAUAUCCGGAUGUUCAUUCUCAAUUUAUGACAAAUCCUCGCGUCUCCCUUGCACAAUCCUUUACUUUCGAAUACUGGUCGGGAGGGGGAGACUUGAAGACGAUUCGGGAUUUACACCUUGAGCUGGCUUGCAGACUUGCCCAGACCUCAAACGACGGAGCAAGACCGACUCAAGAAAAUGUUGAUGAAAUCCUUCUCGACAUAUCUUACCGUGCUGAGCUUCAGAGUGCAAAUGCCGGGGAGUCCAGCAUAUGGAACUUGCCUCUGCGCGAACGUCAGUCUAUGCUUCGGCGCUGGGAAGCGGAGGUCGAUAAAGAAAAAUUUGCAGACAAGAUGGCUUCUCUUUAUUCCGAAUCGCGUGUGUACACUGACAAGAUCAAGACGAUCAACGAUGGGCGUGAUGUGCAGAUCAUGUCAUCUCAAAACAUCAUCGCUAUGACCACAACCGCAUGCGCUGCCCGCUGGGAACUCCUGCGAUCAGUGGAUCCUGAAAUCCUCAUUUGUGAAGAGGCUGCCGAGGUUAUGGAAGCACAUGCACUGUGCACUUUGCUCCCUUCGCUGAAACAUGCAAUUUUCAUUGGCGAUCCUCAGCAGCUGCGGCCCGAGACGAACGAGCAGUCUCUCAGUCUCGAGACAUCGGUCGGGCGUCAGUAUCGAUUGGACGAGUCCUUGCUGGAGCGACUGAUGUUUCCUCAUGACAUGUCGGCAUCGGUAAUACCAUCAAGCCACUUGAGCGUCCAACGCCGAAUGCAUCCUGAUAUUGCAAAUAUCACUCGCCUGACUUAUCCUUAUCUCACGGAUCACGAGUCUACGCUCCAACGCUCACCAACUCAUGGCAUUGCACACAGAGUCUUUUGGUGGGAUCAUCGAGUUCCGGAACUUGAAUCAGACGACUUAAAGUCCCACGCCAAUCUGCAUGAAGUUGAGAUGGUUGCCUCCCUUGUCGAGUACCUGCUUCGCAGUGGUGCCUAUUCGCAAGGAGAAGUUGCAGUCCUAACUCCGUAUGCGGGUCAGCUGUUGAAACUCUACGAACGGCUGGCCACAACGUGUGACAUCUGGCUCUCUGAAAAAGACCGGGAAGCACUGCUUGGUGAAGAGAUCCUUGGCCUUGGUGAUGAAGGCAGGACAUCCAAGGACGAAGUUGCGAUCUCCGACAUGCUCAGAAUUGCGACAGUUGACAAUUUCCAGGGUGAAGAGGCAAAAGUCAUCAUACUAAGCACUGUCCGAAGCGGAGGUACCGCUGGUUUCUUGAAGACGUUGAAUCGCAUCAAUGUCGCCUGCAGCAGGGCUCGUAACGGCUUUUACAUCGUUGGCAAUUCUCAGACUCUAUCUCAAGUACCCAGGUGGAGAGAAGUCAUCAACGCACUCAGUGGGAAGAUUGGAGGUUCGAUCAUGACUCAGUGCCAUGUGCAUCCCGACCAUCGCCAUCUCGUUGAGCAGCCAGAGGACUUUCGAGACGUCCCAGAAUGUUCAGCGCCUUGCGGCACGACUUUGCCCUGCGGUCAUAUAUGCCAGGAGAAAUGUCACCCACCUCAGCUCCACUCCCGCCUGACCUGUCAAGAGAAAUGUGCCAAGGUCUUCCAACCGUGCGGGCACAAAUGUGAGAAGCUGUGCUAUCAGAGAUGCGGAAAAUGUGACGCUGUUAUCGACGAUGCCACUCUUGAUUGCAGUCAUCACGGAAAGAAACUCUGCUCAGGCGACACUUCCAAGUGUGAGGCCGUGGUAGAGAAGAGAAUUCUCAACUGUGGUCACUCUCUGAAGAUCUUGUGUGGUGAAGAUCCUGACGAAAAGAUUACAUGCCAACAAGCAUGCUGCGCGACACUCACUUGCGGCCAUCCUUGCAGCGGAAAAUGCGGUGUCUGCAAUAACAAAAAACAAGGAAAGCAUGAGUCUUGCACGCAUAUAUGCAAUCGUCUCAAAGCAUGUGGCCAUUUCUGCAAGGAGACUUGUCACGUCGGAAACUCGUGCCCAAGGUCCUGUGUCGAACCCUGCUUGGAUAGGUGCGAGCAUGGACCUUGUAGGAAUCGAUGCCAGGACAUUUGCGACCCCUGCGUCAAGCAGACUGUCGCUGGCUGUGAGCACGAAAUACCGUCAGAUAUCCUUUGUUGUCUUCCAAGCCUAUCGUUACCCUGCUGUCAGCCCUGUCCUCGGACUCUGGAAUGUGGCCACGCGUGCCCAUCAUUUCACGGUGAGAAGUGUCCCCCACCGGAGCUCUGCUCGGAAUGCCUCACUGGGGUGAGAGGUCCUAUGGUUCUUUACGCUCCAAAAUGCGGACACAUUGCAGAGAUCGCCCAGCUGGAUGCCCGCAAUCUCCACGGCAUUUACAAAGUGGACGAUGAUGGGGUUAUUUUAUCAAUCAAUUCAGGCGUCAAGUCACAAGACAUUGCACCACCGAAAUGUUUGUGUGGAGAGUCCUUGCAUGGCAUUCGCCGUUACCGACUCCAUUCGAAGUUGGUUGCCUUCAAGAACACUUUUGACCUUCUUCUGGCAAAAAUAGGUCGCAAGCUAGCAGCCUUUGCCACCGUGAUCGAAGUCCAGGAAAAGCAGUUGGAUCGGACGUUCAAAGCAUGUGUGGAAGAGAUCCGGCCGAAUCCCUUAGCAGCUAAAUCGAAUGCCAGCCUCGUUCUGCGUCGAAACCAAGAGAUACUCGAUCUCCAGAAGAACAUUAUCAACUUCAGGAGUGAGGUUGUGGAUCGGAUCCAGAGUAGCAUUACGGUAUUGCAUAAGGUGUUUCCGAACGUCAUCCCUUCGUAUGACCUGAGUUUCCAUCUUCACCUUGACGUGUUGGAAUGCAGGGUUGUCGGUGUCCGCCUCGCUGACGCCCUCAAAUUGGCAAAUCAGCUUCUUCCUCUACAAGACCCCUCCUUCGGAGUGCAACGUCUGGGCCUCAAGAUGAUUCAGUUCGCCUACAAGGAAUCUAUUUCUUGCGCAAACUAUUGUCAAGGUGCACUGGGUCAUAGCUUGAUUGGUCGCAACUCGUCCCUUGAAGCUGAGAUCAGGCUGCAACAGCUCCAGUUCAUGCUCUUUGCAAAGACAACUAGAGCUCAGCGUUCUGAGCUUGGACCUCCUGUCGACGACAAUGUCAUGCUCAUGAAUGGAGAAACAGUUAAGGUUGGAUUGGAGGCAGUAAACGCAAUCGGUCGCAGAUCCCCGGGGACAUGUACCGGUUUGAUGGCGACUGCACAGGACAUUGCCAUAGCCUUUGAGCAUCAAGUUGGUUCAAAGCUGCCACCAAUCCCGAAGAUCAAGAACGACUAUACUAGGCAGGUUGAAAACCUAUGGGGACGUCACCAGCUUGGAUACCUGGUCAUGUGCUGUCGAUCCCAUCCCUACUCGGCAAAGACUUUCUCGGAUGGCUGCCCAUAUUGUGAGAAGCAGGCUCAACUGUCAGUUGAUGAAAUCUUCCGUGAAUCUGGGAAGCAUCUGUUUGAAGAGCAGUUCUUGCAGAUCAUGCAUUCCAGGGCCCCGAUGUCUCACAAGUCCGACCAUCACGACCCGGAAAGGGCGAAAUCACCUGUGCCGUCGGUCGAGCAGGAGACCUCGAAAGAAACCGCUACCAGUGCGCCUGUGAUUGAAUUGACUGCUGAAGAACGAUUUCUAGCAGCAAUGAGGAGAGGUCCUCCAAAGAUACAUGCUGGAGUUCCUUCCGAGGCGAUGAAAGAGCAGAGUAAGGCAGCUGUUGAGGCAGAAGUGGCUAGGGAAGUGGACAUUGGAGCAGGGGUGGAGAUGAAGGUGGAGGUAAGAAUGGACAUGCAGGAGUCGAUUGCAGUUGAACCUGAAAAAGAGCUGACGAUGGAGGAGAAGUUUCUUGUCGCAAUGAGAAAGAUUGGCAAAGCAGAUGUCAACGUCUUUCCAAUGCGAUACGAAGAUGAUUUUGCUAACGUUUGGGAGAACAGCUACCGGGUGGGAUUGUGCCUUGGGGUGUCGGAGGACAAGGACGCCCGUGUCUGGGAAGAUGGAACACCCCGACUACCAGUCUACGAUGACGAGGUUUUGUCGGCGGCGAUACUUCCCAUCGACAGAGAAGAAUGA
This is a messenger RNA of Cladophialophora immunda, 5580 nucleotides long. RefSeq lists its product as uncharacterized. The coding region runs from base 1 to 5580 and encodes 1859 amino acids. The transcript has 3 exons. Gene Ontology annotation, cellular component: nucleus; nuclear RNA-directed RNA polymerase complex. Gene Ontology annotation, biological process: regulatory ncRNA-mediated heterochromatin formation. Gene Ontology annotation, molecular function: helicase activity; zinc ion binding. The record is from RefSeq and is a predicted model, not a curated record. Lineage: Eukaryota; Fungi; Ascomycota; Eurotiomycetes; Chaetothyriales; Herpotrichiellaceae.